UCAGUUUAUGGGAGCUGAGAAACCAGAGCUCAGUGCUUGUGUUGUAUUCCAGCCGCGUCUCGCCUCUUCCGUGUACAACAGGGAUGCAGGGGGAUCCGUGAAGUCGUGUUUUCACGGGCACGCUUUGUUAUCAGGAAAUGAGUGUUGAUAAAUCGCUUAAAUCUGUUUAUUUCCUACUUGUGAGCUGUUGAACACGGCGUUGUUGUGUGCACGAGAGGCGUCUGCGUUGAAUGUACACUGGUUUUGAAAAUCAGUUGACGGUUGAAAAGGAGUAGCCACCGGGAGCGCAAUUAACGAGCCGCGGCUGUUUGACAGGUGCCAUCGCCCGGCUCAGCGUGGAGAGAUGCCGCCAGUCCAGAGGACGAUGUCCGAUCUUCGUUCGCGGGCGGAGGGGUAUGAAAAGACAGAGGACGCAUCAGAAAAGACGUCCUUAGCUGAUCAAGAGGAUGCCCGACUGAUUUUCCUCAAUCAGCCGCAGUUCACUAAGUUCUGCAGCAAUCGAGUCAGCACUGCAAAAUAUAAUUUCCUCACCUUCCUUCCUCGGUUCCUGUACUCGCAGUUCAGGAGGGCAGCCAACUCCUUCUUUCUCUUCAUUGCACUCUUGCAGCAAAUCCCAGAUGUGUCUCCCACCGGUCGCUGGACUACACUGGUGCCCCUGCUUUUCAUCCUGGUGGUGGCUGCUGUCAAGGAGGUCAUUGAGGAUCUGAAACGCCACAAUGCCGACAAUGUCGUCAACAAAAAAGAAUGUCAAGUUUUGAGGAAUGGUGCCUGGGAGAUUGUACAUUGGGAGAAGGUGGCUGUUGGGGAAGUAGUCAGAGCGGCCAAUGGGGAUCACCUCCCGGCUGACCUCGUCAUACUGUCGUCCAGUGAGCCACAGGGUAUGUGCUACAUUGAAACAUCAAACUUGGAUGGGGAAACAAACCUUAAAAUCAGACAGGGUCUCCAAAGUACUGCAGAAAUCAAGGACAUCGACAGCCUGAUGCGUCUUUCUGGGCGCAUGGAGUGCGAGAGUCCAAACCGACAUCUGUAUGAGUUUGUAGGGAACAUCCGACUGGACGGCCACAGUACAGUGCCACUGGGUCCAGACCAGAUCUUACUCAGAGGAGCCCAGCUGAGGAACACCCAGUGGGUCCAUGGUAUAGUGGUCUAUACAGGACACGAUACAAAGCUCAUGCAGAAUUCCACCCGGCCUCCUCUGAAGCUGUCCAACGUGGAGCGCAUCACCAACUUCCAGAUCCUUGUACUGUUUGGCUGCCUGCUGGCCAUCUCUUUGGUCUGCUCUAUUGGCCAAACCAUCUGGAAGUACCAGUACGGCAACGCCGCCUGGUAUAUGGAUCUCAACUCUCCAGAUGGUGGAGCCGCAAACUUCGGCCUCAACUUCCUCACCUUCAUCAUCCUUUUCAACAACUUGAUCCCUAUCAGUCUCCUGGUCACACUCGAAGUUAUCAAGUUCGUCCAAGCCUUCUUCAUCAACUGGGACACAGAUAUGCACUAUGAGCCCACCAAUACACCUGCCAUGGCUCGCACCUCCAACCUGAAUGAAGAGUUAGGCCAGGUAAAAUACAUUUUUUCCGACAAGACGGGGACCCUGACCUGCAACGUGAUGCAGUUCAAGAAGUGCACCAUUGCUGGUGUUGCUUAUGGUCACGUCCCUGAGGCUGAGGAGGGUAGUUUUGCAGAGGAUGACUGGCACAGCACACAGUCAUCAGAGGAGGCUGGAUUUAAUGACCCGAGCUUACUGGAAAACCUCCAAAGUAAUCACCCUACGGCUGCUGUCAUCCUGGAGUUCAUGACCAUGAUGGCCAUUUGUCACACUGCAGUCCCUGAACACACUGAUGGCAAAAUCACCUACCAGGCAGCAUCUCCAGAUGAAGGAGCUCUGGUGAGAGCAGCACGGAACCUGGGCUUUGUGUUUUCUGGUCGAACCCCAGACAGUGUCAUUGUGGAAAUGCUUGGAUCAGAGGAGAAGUAUGAGCUGCUUCAUGUGCUGGAGUUCACAAGUGCGAGGAAGAGGAUGUCAGUCAUCAUGCGCACCCCAUCUGGGAAGAUCCGCCUCUACUGCAAAGGAGCCGACACAGUGAUCUAUGACCGUCUGGCCGACAGCUCGAGGUACAAAGAGAUCACAUUGAAGCACCUGGAACAGUUUGCCACUGAGGGGCUGCGUACUCUGUGCUUUGCGGUGGCAGACAUCAGUGAGUCGUCCUAUCAGCAGUGGCAGGAGGUCCACCACAGAGCCUGUACCUCGAUGCAGAACAGAGCCCUGAAGAUGGAGGAGAGCUAUGAGCUGAUAGAGAAGAACCUGCAGCUCCUAGGUGCCACAGCAAUAGAGGACAAGCUCCAGGAUAAGGUGCCUGAAACCAUUGAGACUCUGAUAAAGGCUGACAUCAAGAUCUGGAUUCUCACCGGGGACAAACAGGAAACAGCCAUCAAUAUUGGACAUUCAUGCAAACUUCUGACCAAGAAUAUGGGCAUGUUGGUGAUCAACGAAGACACUCUUGAUGGGACAAGGGAGACCCUCAGCCAUCACUGUGGAAUGCUGGGAGAUGCCCUGUACAAGGAGAAUGACUUUGCCCUCAUCAUCGAUGGAAAGACUCUCAAAUACGCCCUGACAUUUGGAGCACGCCAGUACUUCCUGGACUUGGCUCUGUCCUGCAAAGCUGUCAUAUGUUGUAGAGUAUCUCCACUUCAGAAGUCAGAAGUAGUGGAAAUGGUUAAGAAACAGGUGAAGGUGAUCACACUGGCCAUAGGUGACGGCGCCAAUGAUGUGGGCAUGAUCCAGACAGCUCAUGUUGGUGUGGGAAUCUCUGGCAAUGAGGGACUGCAAGCAGCAAACUCCUCUGACUACUCCAUUGCCCAGUUCAAAUACUUGAAGAAUCUGCUGCUGGUCCAUGGAGCCUGGAAUUACAACCGUGUAGCCAAGUGCAUCCUGUACUGUUUCUACAAGAACAUUGUCCUCUACAUCAUUGAGAUCUGGUUUGCAUUCGUCAAUGGCUUCUCUGGUCAGAUUCUGUUUGAGCGCUGGUGCAUCGGUCUGUACAACGUGAUCUUCACUGCUCUCCCUCCUCUCACUCUGGGCAUAUUUGAGCGCUCAUGCAGGAAAGAGAACAUGCUGAAGUACCCAGAACUCUACAAAACUUCCCAGAAUGCUAUGGGUUUUAAUACCAAGGUCUUCUGGGCCCAUUGUCUGAAUGGCCUCUUCCACUCCGUCAUCCUCUUCUGGUUCCCUCUUAAAGCCUUCCAGCAUGAUACUGUUUUUGGCAACGGAAAGACUCCAGACUAUCUCCUCUUAGGCAACAUGGUUUACACAUUUGUGGUCAUCACAGUUUGUCUUAAAGCUGGCCUUGAGACCUCAUCAUGGACCAUGUUCAGUCACAUCGCCAUCUGGGGCAGUAUUGGCCUGUGGGUGGUGUUCUUCGUUAUCUACUCCUCCCUGUGGCCCCUCAUCCCUCUGGCUCCCGACAUGUCAGGAGAGGCGGAGAUGAUGUUCAAUUCAGGCGUCUUCUGGAUGGGCCUGUUCUUCAUCCCAGUCACCUCGCUGGUCUUUGACGUGGCCUACAAAGUGGUUAAGAAAGUGUGUUUCAAGACCCUGGUGGAUGAAGUACAAGAGCUUGAGGCCUUAUCCAAAGAUCCUGGUGCAGUGGUGCACGGCAAGAGUUUGACGGAGAGGGCCCAGCUCCUGAAGAAUGUCUUCAAGAAGAGUACAGUUAGUCUAUACCGAUCUGACUCCAUGCAGCAAAAUCUGCUCCGUGGGGAUCAGGUCAUUACUGUGUGACACCUUGCAUUUCCCCUUAAUUCUUCACCCAUAAAAAUCCAGUCCCACCACCCUGAUAGAAGCCUGUUUUCCUGUAGAUCUUAAUGCUCUCUCUAUUGACUUCCGCUCCUUCCCUCGUGUGCCGUGUCCUGAGUUGAGCGCUCUUUAGAGCAAGAUAAUGAUUGACAAAAUUUUGCGCUGUUAUUCUCCACAAUGCACUCGUCUCAGCGCGGCCCUUUGAACUCGCCCGCUGGCCUCCAGGUACUGACCGAGUCAUUUGACACCUGAAGGUGAGUCAGGGGUCAAAGGUCAGGGUGAACCCUAUGUGCUGGCUUCAGAUCUGUAAAAAAGAUCACAGGGCUGCACUAACACUACAAAUGCAAGUUUUAGGGGGGCAUUGGCUAGUUUUUUACUAGUUUUUCUGUAUUCUUUUCAUUUCAUUAUUUAUGUUAACCCAUUUGUUUGUUUUUUACUGUCUGUUAAUUGAGAUGGUUUGAGUGUUUUAGUUUUUUGUCUGUUUUUAUUCCUUAAAUUUAAGAUAAUUAUGUUUAAGCUAAUUGCCUUGUCUCAGUUUUAAUUGCCUUGAUCCCUUCUGCAGAUGGCUAUGCCUUCUCUCAAGACGAGAACGGCGUGGUGUCACAGUCUGAGGUCAUCAGAGCCUAUGACACCACCAAACAGAGGACCAAUGAGUGGUGAGCCCUGCCCUUCUUGGCCUGGCCGGCCUAUCCGGAGCCACAACAGCCGUUUCCAAUGGCGAUUUGAAGCAAACAAGGAGAAGCCAUGGGUUGAGCUUAUGCCUCCAGCCUGAGGGGAUUUUUCGACAUAAUGGAAUUAGAAGAGAAGAAGAGAACGAUGUCUUGUUAUACUUCAAAAAGGGAAAAAAACUAGGAACAAAAAAGUAUUGAAAACAUAUUUACUAUGCUGUAGUUGUGUGUCCAGCAGACAUGAUGAGCACUGUGCUUUUUUAGCAGAGCCUGUGGUCUGAAGUUCCUCGCUUGUUGGAGCUCAGUUUGUCGGCGUGAAUGAUCUCCUCCCUAUUUAUUUAAGGCAUUUUUAGCACUGAGCCAAAAAGUAUAAAAUCAUUUUAUUAAAUUUAAGUCCAGCUUCUGUGAUACUGUUGAUGUAUUGUACAAGUGAAUACACUGGACAGUGAUUACUUUUAGAGUACAAAAUUAAUUUGAACUUACAGGAGAUUGCCAAAGAGCAGUCGUAUAUACAAUCGAUUCCAAGUACCAGUAAAUUCGGAAAAAUUUAAACCAAACAUAAUUACACUCCUGAGUGUAUUCCAGCACUAAAUGGACCACUUCAGACCAGAUUUGUAAAUGUUUUAGUUUUCUUCUUUGUUUUGCACUUAAGGAAACAUUUACUGUAUAGUAAGGCCUUACAUUUGUUCAUGCCUUCAGCCAUACCUAUCUCUUUCAUUCACAUUUUUUUCUGUUCUUUUUUUUUUUUUUUUUUUUUUUUUUUUUUUUCUAAAGUAUGUGGAUAUUGUGCCUGCUUAAAAAUUUCUUUUUUACAAUUGCUUCCUAUGACAUAGUCCGGUUGGUUUCCACCAUUUAUACAGCAGUUCGAUUGCUCCUGACAAAGAAAUAGCAUUCCACACAUCACUCGGCUGCAACAAUCACAAUGGUGCCUAACUAGACCUUUUCCCUAAUAGUAAAAAGAUAGCCAAGAAUAGUCUAGUCAGCUAGCAUAGAACAGUGCUCACCUUUUGAGAGGACAAAAUCAUUGUCUCCCCCACCACAGUAUUGUACUUGUACAAUGUGAAAAUCACAUAGAGUGCCUUGUGGCACAUGUAAAACCAAGAUUCCUGUUUCAGAGUCCAGCGGAGGGUUUUGUGAUGGUCCUUUCUGUAUGCUUACAGCGGUGGCUUCUAUUUCAUGAUAGUAUGUCCCUCAAAAUGGAGAUUUUAUCCCUCUAACAUAAGUGCCAUUAGCUUAAGGGAGAGAGAAACAUUAGCCAGGAAACUCCACAACAAUAUCAGAACUACUUUGUCUCUAUAGUUAUUUUGUGAAUUUGUAUUUUUAUAUUGGAAAUGUAUGAAUUUUGCAUUGACUGGCUUUGUAAUGAAUUGUUGUCCGUAACUUCUGUUUUCUUUCUCUGAUAACCUGGCAGAAUGCUCAAAAUGAUAGAAUGAGGAAACUGAGCUUUCUUAAAUGUCUUAUUAUUAAUAUUGUUAUAGCUUUGUUUAUUUAUAAUUGACUACUUGUGUCUGUGUGAUUGCUUUCUUCUCCCUAUGGGAGAUCAGAUUUCUGAUGGUGAGAGAGAGAGAGUGUAUGUGGCUGUGUGUGUGUGUGUUAGAUUGUUGCCUGCAUGUGCAUGUGUAUGUGUGGAGGUGUGUGUGUGCGUGUGUGUGUGUGUGUGCGCGUAACCUCUUCUGUGGAUAACCUCUAUGUAAGCAUUGCAUGUAUGUGUCCUAUAUGUGAGAUUGGGAGUUCCUGGCACCCCAGUUCUCUUGUCGCAUUCUUUUAGUGUGUGUGUGUGUGUGUGUGUGUGUGUGUGUGUGUGUGUGUGUGUGUGUGUGUGUGUGUGUGUGUGUGUGUGUGUGUGUGUGCGUGCACGCACGUGCGUGUGCGUAUGUGUGUCUGUUUCUGCGCAGCACACGUUCAUGUGCAGUAAUGCUUGCUCCAAUUGUCUGUCUGCACGACUCCAGGUAUUCUUAUGGUGUACUACUAUGUGCUGAUGCAUGGCCCAUCUGGGAAUGUGUGUGUGUGUGUGCGUGUUUGUAUGUGGUAUGACUGUUUAUUUGUAAGUGUGUGAGUGGUUGUGUGUGUGGGUUUGUGCGGUCAAACUCCAGCCUCAGCCAUGGGAGUUUUUGGCCCCUCCAAUGCUCAGCUCGCUUUGACAGGAGAUGUUGCACAAUGCACUCAAUGUACCUUUCCAGUAGUGGAUAUCUGGUAUUAUCUGGUUAUUGGUUUUGGUAUACAAUUUCUCUGGGUGUACAUGUUUGUAACUUGUGUUCUUCAUGCAGUGUACCUCUACUUUACAAAAAAAGCUCUUUUGUGUUUCUUUUCUUAGUUUAGUGAGGGUAUAUCAAUGGAUUGAUCUGUUAUGCUAUUCUUUAGUGUUACUAAUUGGUUGUCAUCUGUCAAAAUUUCCAAACUGCUGAAUGUGGAUCUCGUUGUUGUGGAAGGCUUGGAAUGUUGCUUUUUUCCGGAAAACAUAAACACGUUGUCGUCUGUGAAAGUUGUGGGCUGCAUGAAUGGAUAACAAAAGCUGUUCUUUAAAUGUUAAUCGUACUACUUUGAUUCUCCCUCAAGUGUUGGUCACUUUACAAGAGAAAAAUGCACUUUUAAACUUUGGUUUUAAUAUUUGUUUCGUUUACGUCAUUUUGUUAAAUGAUUGUUCUGCAUGUUGGGACUGCAAACUUUUAAGUGUUGUCUUUUACUGCCAUGAAGGACUACUGAAAUAAACUUUGCAAACAUGGAGGAA
Messenger RNA from Myripristis murdjan (pinecone soldierfish), 7183 nucleotides. RefSeq names its product ATPase phospholipid transporting 8A1 (gene atp8a1). Gene Ontology annotation, molecular function: ATP binding; ATP hydrolysis activity; magnesium ion binding. The transcript has 38 exons. NCBI's taxonomy places the organism in Eukaryota, Metazoa, Chordata, Actinopteri, Holocentriformes, Holocentridae. Bases 344 to 3772 code for a protein of 1142 amino acids. The record is from RefSeq and is a predicted model, not a curated record. Gene Ontology annotation, cellular component: plasma membrane; trans-Golgi network. Gene Ontology annotation, biological process: phospholipid translocation.